GCAAUUUGUCGUAGUGUAGUAGUGUACUAUUGUACUGGUGUAGUAGGUCGGUCGAGUCGGUGGCUGUGUUAAAUACUCAUCAUUAAAACAUUUAUAUCGCGAUAAUGGCUUCGUCGAGUUCAUCGUCGCCGUUGGAAGAUUUAGAAACCCAGUUGGAAAUGUUUGUUGAAAAUGUACGGCAAAUACGAAUAAUAGUUGCCGAUUUCCAACCCCAAGGACAGACUGUAUUAAAUCAGAAAAUUCAAAAUGCCGUCACUGGUUUACAGGAAAUUAAUAAACUGAAAUCCAACGUGCAAGAUAUUCAUGUACCUUUGGAAGUAUUUGAGUACAUUGAUAGAGGACGUAACCCUCAGCUCUAUACUAAGGACUGUAUAGAAAAAGCCUUACAUAAAAAUGAACAAGUCAAAGGAAAGAUAGAUGCUUUGAAAAAAUUCAAAGCCAAUGUACUCGCAGACUUGGGACAAACAUUCCCUAAUGAACUUAAUAAGUAUAGAGCAUUACGUAGCAAUUGUUAUGGUACUAGCAGUGUUGUAGCACCACCGCCUCCACCACCUCUGAAUAUGUUGUCAUCUGUCACUUCAUUAGGGGGACCAAAUUCUCAACAGCAACAGCAAAGCUUACUUGGAGGAUCGAGUUUAUCAAUGCAACAACAGCAGCAACAAUUAAACAAUGCUUCUUCCAUUGUGUCAUCUGCAUCUUCUUGCUUAACUAACUCUCAACAGCAAUCAAAUUCCCCAAAUAUUACAUCAUUAUUAGGCUGUGAUGGUGUUUCCACUGUAUCUGCUGGCAGUAACAGUAAUAAUAUUGGGGGCCCUCCAGGUAUCUAAUAUUAAUUGAUUUUACCUUUUAAAUUGUGUGUAUAUACAUAAUUAUAAUUAAUAACUUCAAGAUUUGAGAUCUUAAAUUAUGGUUUUGUGAAUUAUAAACUCAUUCAUUUAUUGUUUUCUACCAAUAAAGUUGGUAAUAAUUAUUGGGUUGGGAACAAUUUUGAUAAAUUAAGUA
Messenger RNA from Diuraphis noxia (Russian wheat aphid), 1002 nucleotides. RefSeq names its product mediator complex subunit 10 (gene MED10). Gene Ontology annotation, biological process: regulation of transcription by RNA polymerase II. The record is from RefSeq and is a predicted model, not a curated record. Gene Ontology annotation, molecular function: transcription coregulator activity. Gene Ontology annotation, cellular component: mediator complex. NCBI's taxonomy places the organism in Eukaryota, Metazoa, Arthropoda, Insecta, Hemiptera, Aphididae.